AUCCCCGGGGAGGACGUUUUGGCUGAUCCCGCAGAGGCUGCGAGGUUGCUGAAGGAGGGCUUCACCCGAACAGGCGCCAUCGGACCCGCUUUCGGUGCAGGUGCUUUCUCUCGGAGUCCCUGACCGGAGAACAAGCAACUAAAAAGGCGACGUUCUUCUUCGGCCAAGGGCAAAAACAAAAGGGUGAAGAACGUCGCGCCCGAGCUAGCCACAACCACUGUGGUGAUUUAUGAUGAUGGGGAAGCCAGUGAUGAAGAGGCUUCCCUACAAAUGAGAUAACGAUCUUCUUCAGCUCAACAAAAUGCUCAAUCUGAAAAGCUUAUAAUGCCAACUAAGGACGACGUCCAAGCGCUAUGGGAAGUGUGUGACUUAGUGGAGAAUGCCAAAUCUCGCUUUUGAGUCUCAGUCACUGCUCCCGGUACUAUGAGGCUGAGUACCGGGCCUCUUCCAUCUUCAGUUGAUAAGCAACCGACAACCAGCACUACUUUUACCGCAACCGCUUCUCAACCCACAAAGCCAUCAGCUUCAUCUUCUUCUACACCAGUCAUACCUUCAUCACUAGCAACUGCUACAUCACCCCCACCGACCGCAGAUACCCGACAGGAGGACGUCCCCCCUCCCCAGUCCCCAGACUAUGGGAAUUUGGGGCACAACUAUUCGCCCCCUUCUGUAGAUCCCCAGAGGAGGAGGAGCAUCUCUUUAUCGGUUUCUACCGAGUGCUAUCUGUUGUCCCGGUCUGUGAAACUCACCAAUUACCUAAAGUCGCUGGCUUUAGAGAAAGAUAAGAAGAAAAUACACUCUCUUUUGGGGGGAGUGUAUGAUAAACAAUGCCAUGUACAAUACAGCAGCGGCUAACUUACUUAUUUCUAAGGGCCUUCAAAAGUUGAUCUUAGAUAAAGAAAGACUCACUUCCAAGCGGGAUCAACUGUUGGUCGAGCGGGACCAAAUUGUUGCUCGCCUCCCGAUACUGGAAGCACAAGUUGCCAAAGCCAGUACGUUGGAGGCUCGGUUAUAGCAGAGCGAUCAAGAAGUGAUGGAAGCACAAGUUGC
Molecule: messenger RNA, 1050 nt
Organism: Nicotiana tabacum (common tobacco)
Lineage: Eukaryota; Viridiplantae; Streptophyta; Magnoliopsida; Solanales; Solanaceae
Source: RefSeq, a predicted model, not a curated record